AUGGCUGGCCAGAAUUCCAAUUUGUCGUGUCUGCUAUAUGGGCCACAUGAGGCUAAAUUUGAAGAUCGAGAGGUGCCUGGUAUACGAGAUCCGCAUGAUGUUGUUAUAAGGAUUGCUUAUGUUGGUGUUUGUGGCAGUGAUGUUCAUUUCUGGCAUCACGGCGGCGUCGGUCUCAAGGUCUCUCAGGACAACCCUUUAACCAUGGGUCACGAAGCCUCAGGCACCAUCCACAGCAUCGGCUCUUCAGUGAAGACCCUCAAGAUUGGCGACAAAGUAUGCAUCGAACCGGGCCUCCCAUGCACCCGCUGCAAAUCUUGUAAAUCUGGCCGCUACAAUCUCUGCCCAGACAUGGCUUUUGCGGCAUCACCUGGUCCUGGCCCUGCUACCCAUGGCUGUCUAUGCAAGUACUACAGGCUUACCGAAAGUUUUGUGUAUAAGUUACCCAGCCAGGUGAGCUUGGAAGAGGGUGUGCUUGUGGAGCCAUUGGCUGUUGCUGUACACGGCAGUAGAUUGGCUGGCGUCAAGCCUGGUCAUAGAGUUGUGGUGUUUGGAGCUGGACCGGUGGGUAUCUUGUCUGCGGCUGUGGCGAGGCAAUUCGGUGCUGUGGAGGUCAUCUCGGUGGACAUGAACGCGGCGCGGUUGGACUUUGUCAAGGGGUUUGCUGCUACAGGAGUGUUUACCCCUGAUGCCAACGUCGAUACCGACACGAAUGCUGCUGAAAUCGUUAAGCGCUUCCAACUCGACCGUGGAGCCGAUGUGGUCAUCGAGGCUUCUGGUGCAGAGGCUUGUAUCCAAAUGGGCAUCUACGUGUUGGCACCUGGAGGCACAUACGUCCAGACAGGAUGUGGAAAGCCGAACGUCAUGGUACCAAUGACAAAGCUUGGUGAAAAGGAGAUUGUCGUCAAAGGUGCCUUCAGGUAUGGAGCUGGCGACUUUGAGUUGGCUGUUGGCUUUUUGAGUGAUGGCCAGAUUGAUGUCAAGAAGUUGAUCUCGAAGACCGUUGACUUUGAAGAAGCGCCGGAUGCUUGGGAAAGUGUGGGUAAGGGGGAAGGCAUCAAGACACUCAUUCGUGGUGUACAGGAUUGAUAGUCAUAACCGUCACUGAGAUCGGACUACUUUGCAACUCGAAGUGCUGCUAGACAACCGAGUCGUGCCUGCCUAAGUCAAAGCUGAUGGAUACCAAGCCUCAGCUGGAGGAUUUCGUAUUGUCCACUCAUGCAGCUUCUUUGCGAGAUCACGGUACACCAAGCGAAUGUGUU
Molecule: messenger RNA, 1259 nt
Organism: Aureobasidium pullulans EXF-150
Lineage: Eukaryota; Fungi; Ascomycota; Dothideomycetes; Dothideales; Saccotheciaceae
Product: sorbitol dehydrogenase
Exons: 2
Coding region: 1-1086 (361 amino acids)
Biological process (GO): D-sorbitol catabolic process
Molecular function (GO): zinc ion binding; L-iditol 2-dehydrogenase (NAD+) activity
Source: RefSeq, a predicted model, not a curated record